Messenger RNA from Cynocephalus volans (Philippine flying lemur), 3533 nucleotides. RefSeq names its product CD14 molecule (gene CD14). NCBI's taxonomy places the organism in Eukaryota, Metazoa, Chordata, Mammalia, Dermoptera, Cynocephalidae. The record is from RefSeq and is a predicted model, not a curated record. Gene Ontology annotation, biological process: toll-like receptor 4 signaling pathway; cellular response to lipopolysaccharide; positive regulation of cytokine production. Gene Ontology annotation, molecular function: protein binding; lipopolysaccharide binding. The transcript has 2 exons. Gene Ontology annotation, cellular component: membrane raft; external side of plasma membrane; lipopolysaccharide receptor complex. The coding region runs from base 273 to 1400 and encodes 375 amino acids.
GAUGCCCUCCAGGACCCUUCCUGUUGCUGUCCUCCCCCUUCGUUGCAACACUUCCCAGAAGGGAAGUAAGGAGGGCGGAUAGGAGGAAGAGAGUUGGGGAGGUGUCCGGCGUUCACAAAGGAGGGAACAGAGGGACAUCCCAGGGUUAUAUAAACUCUUAGAGGCCGCCAAGGAUUAGGACAGAAACGCUCCUGCAGUCUGGAAGCCGGCGGGUGCUGCUGUACAGAAAAGAAGCCACAGCCCUUCCAGAAGGUCUUGAGGACUUAUCGACCAUGGAGCGUGCACCCUGCUUGUUGCUACUGCUACUGCCACUGAUGCUUGUCUCCGCGGCCACGCCAGAGCCCUGCGAGCUGGACGAUGACGAUAUACGCUGCGUCUGCAACUUCUCGGGUCCGCAGCCCAACUGGUCCAGCGCCUUGCAGUGCACGGUUGCCAUCGAGGUGGAGAUCCACGGCGGCGGCCGCAGACUAGAGCAAUUUCUAAAACACGAUAAUAUCAACGCCGACCCGAGGCAGUUUGCUGACAUGGCCAAGGCUCUGCGCUUGCGGCGGCUCACGGUGGGAGGUGCACAAGUUCCCGCUCUGCUCCUGGUCGGCCUCCUACGUGUGCUAGGGUACUCCCGCCUCAAGGAACUGACCCUCGAGGACCUAGAGAUAACCGGCACCAUUUCAUCGCCGCCUCUGGAAGCCACGGGGCUUGCGCUAUCCACCUUGCGCCUCCGCAACGUGUCGUGGGCGACAAGGGGUGCCUGGCUCGCCGAGCUGCAGCAGUGGCUCAAGCCGGGCCUCAAGGUACUGAACAUUGCCCAAGCACAUUCGCUUGCCUUUUCCUGCGAACAGGUCCGCGCCUUCCCGGCACUCACUACCCUCGACCUGUCUGACAACCCUGGACUGGGAGAGCGCGGACUGAUCGCGGCUCUCUGUCCACACAAGUUCCCUGCCCUGCAGAAUCUAGCGCUACGCAAUGCGGGGAUGGAGACGCCCAACGGCGUGUGCGCUGCGCUGGCGGCGGCCGGUGUGCAGCCCCAGAGCCUAGACCUCAGCCACAACUCGCUACGCCCCACUGCACACGCCGGCGCUUCCGGGUGCGUCUGGCCGCGAGCGCUAAACUCCCUCAGUCUGUCGUUCGCUGGACUAGAGCAGGUGCCUAAAGGACUGCCGGCGGAGCUCCGAAUGCUCGAUCUCAGUGGCAACAGGCUGAAUAGGGCGCCGCGGCCAGACGAGCUGCCCAAGGUGGGUAACCUGACACUGGACGGGAAUCCCUUCUUGGUCGCUGGAGCCUCCAGACUCCAAGAGGACUCGACGAACUCCGGCGUGGUCCCAGCCUGUGCGUGUUCGCCCCUGGCAGUGGGGAUGUCAGGAACCCUGGCGCUGCUCCAGGGGGUCCGAGGCUUUCCCUAAGGCCCAGGGAAGAAGAGCGAAUGGGCUCAAAUCGCCCCUGCUUCGGGGUACUCAGGUCAGGACAUUCAGGACUUCUUGACCAACCAACUCUCUGCCCCACUUUUAUUAAAAUUUUAAACAACGGAAAAUGAAAAAGAAAAAAAGUUUUUCUUUUAACAACUAGUCCUUGUCAUCCACUCAACAGACCUUUAUUGAGUGUCUGCUAUGUACUGGGCACAGUGCUGGAUGGGGAAUCCAUCAUACUCAAACUUGGACUUUCUUCAUCUUAACUCCCUAGAAACCAUACUUGCCCUCCUCGAGAAAAAAAACUGCAGGUGCAGAAGGGACAGGGAAAUGUCGCCUAGCUAGGGCUGUCAUGGGAGAAAAAAUGAGUGUCUGUGCAGGCAGGGAUUUCUGAGCAGAUUAAUGGCAUCUGGGUUAAAGGAUGUUUGAAUGGUAAACAUACGUUGGAAGAUACAGAAUGUUUCCUCUUCCAUGCACUUUCCAAGAUCCAGCCAUUCCCUUUCAAAUGUAAUAAAACCCAAAGCCAUUUGCUUGUCCUCUCUCUCUCCCUCUCUCCCACCCCCGAGGGAGGAGGCGCAGAGGUGCCUUCUGUCCUACAUAAGCUCUGAGUUUCAUAAUUUCAGGGUUCCUCUACUAUGGUGUAAAACCACUUUGCACCCACAGGUACAAUGUCUUUCACUGUGUCACUCCACCACAUAAUGAGGAAUUGGGGCAUGGGGAACUAAUGCAAGAUACAGUAUGUCGCUGAACAAGAGAUCUUGUGUUCUGCUAGUCCAUAUGUGGAUAACUGUUUCGGGCUGACUCUUUGAUUUGCAAAUAGGAUAACGUCUGAGACCCUUCACAACUUUGGAAUGAACAGGAUGUGCUGACUAAACCACAUUAACUCAGAGACCCAGGACAUCAGCCAUCAAGUGGUGUUCCUCUGUUCCUUCUGUGUCCUUUUUUCAUUACGAUGAGGAGGCAGCCACAUCCAUCAAAGAGCUAGACACCUGCCUAAAAGGGGACAGGGAGAGGGGUGGAGGAGGCAUAUAAGACCAGCACUCCUACCUGCCUCUGGCCAGUGCCACACAGAUAGGAGUGGGGAAUGGAGAUUAACAUUGAUGGGAGUGUUACAGAGGUCACCAGAACCAGACUUCAAGAAUGGCAGAAGACAGUUAAAUUAGCUGGACAACCACUGGAGUGUCCCCAAGGGGCCUGCCAUCAACCUGUUGGAAGUUUUCUAGUAUCAAAGAAUUAAUCACAUCAAGGCAAUUUCUUACAUUUGAAUAGCUCUGGUCACACUUCAUCAAACAGUUGCAGGGCCCCUGUUCCACCUCAGACCCUAUACUAAAGGCUGGUAUACGAACAUACAUCAGAAACAUCCAUGCCCUCAGAGAAUUCUCAAUCCAGUAAGGGAGGCAGACACAUACAAGACAGUUGUGAUUCAGUGAGAGGGAGGAAUCAUCUUAUAAAAGGAGAGGUUGUUCUAGGAAUGCUUUGCAGAAGAUGAAACUUUUAAUCUGGGCCUUGAGAUAUGAAUAUCAUUUCCUCAGGAAGAACAUCCCAAAGCAAAAAUGGUCAGCAUGUUCAAAAGCUCAGACACCUGAAAACAGAUGGUCAGACCUGGGAACUGUAAGUGGCUAGGUAGAGCUGGAGAUCAUGGUGAUGAAAGCUGGAAACAUUCAUUCAUUCAAGUGCCUAUUAUGUGUCAGGCACUGUAUUAAACCCUGGGAAUAUAGCAGGAGUAAAGCAGAAGUUCCUGCUCAUAUGGAGUUCAGAUUCCAGUUGGAUGGUGGGUGUUAUGGACUGAAUGUUUUUGUCCCCUCAAAAUUCAUGUUGUUCUGAUGUUAAAUGCCGGGACAAAAGAAAAAAAAAUCAUAUGUCGAAGCUCCAACUCCCAGUGUGGCAGUAUUUGGAGAUGGGCCCACUAAGGAAAUAAUUAAAGCUAAAUUAGGUCAUAAGGGCGGGGCCCUGAUUCAAAUGUUCUUAUAAGAAGAGACACCAGCGAGUUCACACAUGCUCUCUCCCCGUCCCUGAACAUGCACGAAGGAAAGGCCAUGUGAGGACACAGUGAGAAGACAGCCAGGAAAAGAGCCCACCAUAAACCAACCAUGCUAGCACCUUGACCUUGGACUUCUAGCAUCCAGAACU